Alternaria hordeiaustralica is the source of this 1851-nucleotide messenger RNA. RefSeq lists its product as uncharacterized. The transcript is spliced from 3 exons. The coding region runs from base 1 to 1851 and encodes 616 amino acids. Gene Ontology annotation, molecular function: transmembrane transporter activity. Lineage: Eukaryota; Fungi; Ascomycota; Dothideomycetes; Pleosporales; Pleosporaceae. The record is from RefSeq and is a predicted model, not a curated record. Gene Ontology annotation, biological process: transmembrane transport.
AUGUCUCACCUUGACAGCAACAGUACUCCACCAGACACCUUGUCCGAGAAGCACAUUCCAGGACCCGGCACAUCUCCCACUUCCCUCAAUCCUGAAGAAGCGGACCGACUACGAUCCAAGGCCCUUUCGACUGAUGUCUCCAAGCUACAAAAUGGUUACUUCUUCAGUGCAAGGAUCGUUGGCUCAUUCUCUGGAACUGGAAUCGUCGUACUUGCGACGUAUUUCCAGUUCCAAGCCUUAGCUGCUGCGAUAUCUUCCGUCAACGCAGACAUCGGGCCAAGCGCCAACGUUGCCCUCGUCAGUACAGUAUGGACCGUGUCGCAGCCUAUCUCCCUCUUGCUGUUUGGUCGACUCAGCGAUCGCUUUGGGCGCCGCAACUUUGCCUUGGGUUCCUGCGUGCUUGCGAUCAUUGGUGGCAUCGUCGCGGCCACAGCGCAGUCUAUCGAGACGUUGAUUGGAGCCGAAGUUAUUAUGGGCAUCGCGUCUGGAGUGCCAGCAGCGUAUCCACUCCUAGCGGGCGAGCUCGUAAGUAACAGGUACAAAUAUGUUGGUACUGCUCUAGUCGUCGUGCCAAAUGUGAUUGCGACCGGCUUUGGGGCAUACAUUGGUCUGCGAUUGGUUCAGGUAGCUGAUUGGCGAUGGAUCUUCUACAUAUACAUUAUGAUGAUGGUUCCCGGCGCUGUCUUGUGGUUUUUCUUCUACCAUCCGCCUUCUUAUACCCAGCUUCACGGCAAGAAGUCCAGCAAGAUCACCGAACUCAAGAAGGUCGACUGGACAGGGGUCGCCCUUUUGGUAGCUGGUCUGGCUCUUUUCCUACUUGGCAUCUCUUGGGGCGGUCCUGCACAGCCGUGGUCAUCUCCAAGAAUCCUCGGUCUUUUGCUCUCGGGUGCAGUGGCCAUUAUCGCGUUUAUCCUCUACGAGGUCUUCCUAACGCCGGUACAACCGAUCGUUCCGAUGCGCUUCUUCCGCGACAUACGUGGGUUCACCUGUCUGGAAGUCAUUUCAGCGACUUACGGUGUCAUCAAUAUCGCGCUUUUCGUUAUGUGGCCACAACAGGUUGUCUAUAUCUUUGGUUCCACUGUUAGUUCCUGGGAGGAGACCGCAUGGCUUUCAACAACAGCUGCAUUCGGCCUUUGGGGCGGGAUAGUCAUUCUCGGUCCUCUUAUGUCGUGGAUUGGCCACAUCAGAUACCAGAUCUUGGUCUCUUCGAUCUGGAUGACCGCUUUCCUUGGUGCAAUGGCCAGCAUCACGGUGGAAAACAAAGCUCGUGCGAUUGCCUUUUCGUUUCUGGCGGGUUGGACCAUUGGGUGGGGCGAGGUCAUCGCAGCGAUUGUCGUACAGUAUGUAGUCUCAGACCAAGACCUCGGUGUUGCGUUCUCUGUGAUCUCGGCAUCCCGCACUAUCUUCGGUUCCAUCUUCACGGCCGCAUUCAUCGCAGUGUAUACGAACAAAGUGCCGGGCUACCUUGCAUCGAUAGUACCGCAACGCGUUUUAGCAGAUGGACUACCGGAAAGCUCCUUGAGUGCGCUAAUGGCAGCUGCCGCGACCGCCAACCAAACAGCUCUUCUAGAAAUCGAUGGCAUGACACCGGAACUGCUUCGCACCACCAACAUAGCUAUCAGCGAUGCUUACUCCGAAUCGUAUGCUUACGUAUACUACUUCGCUGUCGCUAUCGGGGUGCUUGCAAUCGGCGCGUCACUGUGUAUGCGCGAUUUCGAUGGCUAUCUUACUGGCCAUGUAUCGAGGCAGCUGUACCGCAAGAGAGACACCAGCACUGACCCAUUGGAAGCUACCACACAGGUAGCUGGUCAAGGCUCGGUCGACGACAGCGACGGUGCCACGAAGGCCUGA